Paramuricea clavata is the source of this 7757-nucleotide messenger RNA. Lineage: Eukaryota; Metazoa; Cnidaria; Anthozoa; Malacalcyonacea; Plexauridae. The record is from the annotation of a GenBank genome assembly.
UGCUGAACUGUUUGGUGCGAGUGUUCAUAUUUACAAUAUGGCGGCCGCCAGCGAGGUUUCUCAGUUAUUUAGCGAUCUUGAACAGUGUGAAAAAAGUGGAAAUUAUAUAAAAGGAUUGAAAAUUGCCAACAAAAGUAAGAGAUUAUUCUAAAUAGAUUUCUUUUUGCUUUGUUUCUUUGUAUUUUGUGCUGUGUAUGUUAUUUAAAAGUUGUGAUAAACCAGGAUAAAUAUUUCUCAACGUGAUUUGUAGUUCUUGAAAAAGUUCCCAAUGACAAGGAUGCGUUUCAAUGCAAGAUAGUGUGCUUUAUGCAGCAAGGAAAAUUCCAUGAUGCUCUACAGAUUUUAAAGUCUUCUCGUGUUAAAAAGGGGUAAGUUUUAAUAAAGGAAGUAGUUAUUAAAUGCGAGCACUUACUGUCGUUCCAAUUGAAGUGUUGCUCAAAUAUUGAUUCAAUACAUUACCUUGGGCUGACCAAUUCAUUUCAUCAAGUUCCUCGAGAUAUUCAUACACUUCCUAGUAUAAUUGUAAACUUCCUGUGGAAUAGUUUGAAUGCACCAAUCACCUUUGUUGUUUGUGCAACUAACCAAUCAUAAAUAGAAAGGAAGUGACCAGAAAUUAUCAAAUACUUGGAAUUGGCUCUUUCACAGGAAUGUAUGAAUAUCUCGAGGAAAUUGAUCAAAUGAAUUGCUCAGCCCGAGGUAAUGUAUUGAAUCAAUAUUUGAGCAACACUUCAAUUGGAACGACAUGUGACAUCAAAUAAAUUUCUAAAAUGACAUCAUACUAAAAUGACAUCAAAUAAAUUUCAAGUGUGUUUUUGGUAGCUGGGUGGUUUAGGCACUCAUCUUGGACCCGCUAGCUCCGAGGACCGAAUCCCUAAAUGAAUCCAUGAAGAUUUUCUGACCUGCGAACAGGUGGCUUAGGGUUGCACUAGAGAAGGGGUUGGGUGUGGGCCUGACUGGAAAGUUUGGAAAUUGCGUGCUGGAGAUGACUAAUGCAAGGACUAAAUAAGAAUUUUUUUUAGGAUCUCACUACCAUUUGAAGAAGCUUAUUGCCUCUAUCGCCUGAAUAAAACAACUGAAGCACUGGACGUAUUGAAAGCUAUUGAAGAACCGUCUCCCAAGGAGAAGGAACUGCUUGCUCAAGUGGUAGUAUUUUAAAAUAUUUCGUAAAAUUUUUGAGAGGUAUCUGCAUGUGUGUAUUCCUAGUUAUGAUAUGGAAGAAAUAAUAAUAAUAUGUUCUCUUAAUGUGUUCUUGCCUAAUAGACCUUUCCGGUAAUUACGUCACAGCUACAUUGUUUUCAACUUAGGACCACCUUAAAUCAUGCUUAAAUGGAAUGGAGUUCAAGUUUUUUUUCUCACUAGCUAUGCGCAAAGAAGCAGAACAUCAUUCUUUAACACAUGCAUGAUAAAAAAUUUAUUAUUUUGACCAAUAAAUGUGGGAAUAAGCUUUAACACGAAAAUGAGGCUGAGGAGCCGAAGGGGCAAUGGCCCCUUAGCCUCGUUUUCGUGUAAAUGCUUAGUCUCACAUUUAUUGGUCAAAAUAAAAAAAUCUUUUUCAUGCAUGUGUUGAAGAAAGAUGCUCUGCUUCUUUGCGCGUAGCCAGCGAGAAAAAAAAACCUUGAAAACCAUUCCAUUUAAGGUGGUCCUAAGUUGAAAACAAUGUAGCUGUGAUGUAAUUACCGGAAAUGUCUAUUAUGAAUGUGAAUUGUUGGCAAUUAAUUUUUUUGUAUUUGAUAGUAUUACAGACUUGAAGAAUAUAAGAAAUGUUAUGAAUUAUACACUAACCUCAUAAAAAAUUCACAGGUGAAAUUCUUUGCUUACAAUUUAACACUUUAUAGAGUUAAAUGUUAUAUGACAUUUUACUGAGACUGCCUCCGUGAACUGCUAAAUGACAUGCAAUUAAAUUAAACAUUUAAAACAAUUUUAUACAGGAUGAUUAUGGUGAUGAACGAGAGACAAAUCUUGCUGCUGUAAUUGCAGCAUCCCGGUCAUCGGGACAAUCUGAUAUAGUAAGUGAUCUGUAACAGGACUUUCAGGAUUGUUCUGAGUGGGUGGAUGAAAGUAGGCAGCUGUGGGGAGGGGGGUGGAGAGGUUUAAACAAUAAGCUAUUUAUACAUUAUGACAUAUUUGAACUUGUCUGUUUAGAGUUGUGAAGGUUUAAGAGAAGACACAUAUGAACUAUGUUACAAUGCUGCAUGUUUAACAAUUGCUGAUGGAGAGAUGGAAACUGCUGCUGAAAAAUUACUUUGGGCUGAAGGUACUUAUUCUGUCUUAUAACUUAGCCUGCAAAGCAGGUGGUUGCAGCUUAUAACUGUAUACUAGACAUGUGCAUCAGAUUUGAAAAUAUUUGAAUUAUAACUAACAAUACUAAAUACUUGUUUUUCUAGAUCUUUGUAGGAAGUCAAUGGAGGAGGAAGGGGUUAGUUAUUUAACAUUAAAGGCUGAUUUAUACAUCAGUCACUUUUGACGAGUUUAAGAUCUAUAAAGUUUCCCGAGUGAUGCAUAACUUUUUUCCCUGUAGGAUGUUACUGAGGAGGAGAUUGAAUCAGAACUUGGUGUGCUCAGGUGAAAGCAGUUUUCCAAAUAAAAUCCUACAUCUUGUGUACAUGCAUAUUAAUAUUUUUCAAAAGCAACAUUUAGCUGAUAUCAAUUCAAAUUUAUUUAUUAACUCUGCCAAGAGGUUUUGUUAUCAUCCGUGUGUGUAUCUUGUCAGUAUGAUAACUUAUAAAUAUCAUCAAUACACAUUGAUACGAAAAUUGAUAAUUGCUCAAGCAUUGUUUUUUUUUGUAUUGUAUUUUUUCAGAGUACAGCGUGGUUACACAUGCCAAAUAUUGGGUAAAGACGAUGAAGCUAUGAAAUUAUACAAUCAUGUUCUAAAAUCUAGGUACGAAAUGUAAUAUUUUGUUAGCUUCAGUUGAUGGCAAGCUCUGAGUAAGAUUUACUAGUUGUUGAUUAAUUAUUUUGUAAUUCAGGCCCAAUGAUGUUGCUAUCAGUGCUGUGGCUUCCAACAAUGUUGUUAGCUUGAACAAGGUGUGAAACUUUCCUCAAAAUCGACAAUGUAGAUGUAAAUGCUAUUUAUUCUCUGACAUUCAAUUGCUCUUAGAAAUAGUAAUUAUUCUUUGUUUUCGUAACAGGACAGAGAUAUAUUUGAUUCUAAGAAAAAGAUCAAGGUGGCAACAGCUGAUGGAAUUGAAACGAAAUUAAAUGAUCGCCAAAGACAAUAUAUUGCUUUUAACAAAUGUUUGGUUUUGAUGUACAGUAAUCAGGUAUGAAACUUUUGGUUCCAUUGAGAGUGUGAAGUUUGGUAUAAUGUGAUGACAUAUGAUUUGAUGUGAUAGGUAAGGACUUAGGUUGUGGUGUGGUACUCUGAUAUGGUGUUGUGUGGUAGUGUAUGAAAUUGUGUUGCAUGGUAUGGUAUGGUAUGGUAUGGAGUGGUAUUGUAUAGUAUAUGGUAUGGUAUAGUAUGAUAUGGUAUGGUAUAUAUGGUUCGGUAUGCUAUGGUGUUGUAUGACAUUGUACAGUGUGUUGUGCAAUUAUAUUCUUUUGUAAAGUAACUGUAUGUUUUUUAUUUUUCAGAAUGAUGCAUGUCGCAAGGCUGCGAAAGGGCUUGAAACAAAAUACCCUGAAAGUGACUUUCCCAUCCUAAUCCAAGCAGCUUUAUUGUUUCGUGAGAAACAACAUCAAGAUGCUGUAAACACACUGGAAGUGAGUGACACUGCAGACAAGAACGAAAAUCGGGUUAAAUCUGAAAAAUAGUUUUCAUUUCUUUGUGACUCUGUCUCUGAGAUGUCUCUGAGAAUGAUUCGGCAAGGGAAUAAAAUCUGAAUAAAAUAACCUGUUAUGUAUUCUUUACCCAAAAGCAUGCUGUACAGUACAAAUGCAAGUACUGCAAUAUUUUGUAAUUUUUCAUUUCAUUCAAAACAACCUUUUUCUUAGAAACAUGUGGAAGUCCAUGCCCAAUGUUCGAUGCAAGUCUCUCUUGCUAUCGUUCAGCUUCAUCUCAUUCUUGGAAAUUCACUUGAGGCUUGCCAGCGCCUGCGUUCUAUCGAGAAUAUCAAACAUCGUCCAGCGGUUGUUGCGUUGUUGGUCAACCUCUAUACGCAUGCUGGUGAUAUAGAUGCUGCUGUACAAGUGCUCGAUGACGCAGUGUCUUACGCAAAAGACAAUGAGGUAGUGAAAAUUUCCGUAUUAUGGUGAUGACUUUGCCUGAGGGAGAUUCUUGCUUUCUUACGGGUGCGUACCCAUUGCAGGCGCUGAAAAUAUAACUUUUUUUAACUGUUCAUUUGCAUUCGGUAGGGAACAGUCGAGCAAGACGAGCUGGUGAGACUACUACGAGAGAAUGUCGCUUACAAAUUAAAGAGAGGAAAAACUAAGGAAGCUGUCGCAGUCUUGGAAUACUUGCACGAGUAUGUCUCGCAUUAUACGAGCUCAACAUUUAUCAAAAACACAGUCGCUUGCUCACAAACGGGAUUUUUGUAGAUGGAAAUAUUCAUAAACACUUACACCUAACCAGGAACAGAUGCGCACAACGCUACAUUAGGCCCUUGGCAGGGUCGAACAUGUGGCUCUGCUAUUCAGCGCCCUAACCAACUGAGCAAACAGGCCAGUUGCCAAUGAAAACUCUCAUCAACAAUUAUCAAAAUUUGAAGCACUCCAAACGGUUAAUGAGAGUUGGCAGUGAAACAUGAGUGAGAGUUGCAACUCUCAUCAAAUCUCAUGCACGUUUGACCGAGGCUUACGUAUAAAGGUAUCCAACUGUAUACAGAUUGUGAUGUUUAUUAAUGAUGGCGCUUUCGUUACAGUUUAGAUCCGGAUGACUUAAAGACUAUUGCGCAUUUAGUUGCUGCAUAUUCACAGAUUGAUCCCAAGAAGUCAGAGCAGUAUCCUUAAUGUGUUGGAGAUAAUUAUUAUUAUUAUAUGUAGAUAAGUUUAGGACUUUUGGUUUAGUUUAGUUAUGCUGGAAAAUAUGCCGACAUUUACAAAACAAUUUGCUUAGCUAUAUAAAAUAGAUACAGCAGGAAGUUGCCACCGUUAGAAGGGGAUCAGGUGGACGUCAAUGCUCUAGAAAUAUCCUUGGGCACACGUUAUGCUCGGAAGACGGCGAAACUGGUUUCUGACGGGCUGAAAGAGAAACCGAAGCAAGAAGAAAAGUAAGUUCAAAAUGUGUAAAAAUGACACUACUUUGGAGUUGAGAGUUCUUAUCUUCUCCAAUCCCUGUAACCUCUUCCCUUAGAAAAUCCACCUACAUAUGGUUCUCUGCCGCCCACCCACGGAAACGUUCCUGCCAUCCCUAAACCGUUCGUUAUCUAUAGUCCAUCAUCUUAGUUUGUACUUCAUCUUUACAGACAAGAUGUUGUUGUGAAAAGACGACGGAAAAAGAAACCAGGUAACAAUGAUGGUAAACACAUUAACAGGUUGAUGCCGCAGUUCAGUACUUACUGUACAUGUAUUUUUACGUACAAAUAUAUUACCUACAAAAAAUUGUAUUUACAAAUAUUCAAGUUUCAUGAAACUAAUGAUAAAUAUAAUGAUAACAAAAGUUCCUCCUAAAGCUAAAAAUACCUCUCCUUGCACCUCUAAUAUAUUUGAUUUGUGUAGCGGUACGUUUUGAGAGUUAUUAGUGAGUAACUCUAACUUCUAAACAAUUCUUAGGCACAGAAUACUACACAGAAGUCCAUCUACAUUGUUUUUAGCGUAAGCUCUAUUCGUCAUGAUUCGUCACUCAGCAAGUACCGUAAACAGAAGCCGUCCCCCUCCUGGAAAUACUAAAAAUGGCGCAUGUCCAGGGGGGUGACUGCUUCUGUUUACGGUACUUGCCAUAGAGAUUAUAAAUAACACUAGAGGAGGCAUUGUAAUCUUAAUUCAGUAAAAAAAAGGGAACGCAGCUAUUGGGGGGCAAAUUCAAGUCCCGGAUGUGUAUUCGUGUUCCCAUUGGUGACGAGUUUCAAAUCAGCCAAUGAGAGCACGAUUUUAUAUCCGGGACUUGAAUUUGCCCCCCAUUAGCUGCGUUCCCAAUUUUUAAACUCGAUGCCUCCUCUAGUGUUAUUUAUAAUCUCUAUGGUACUUGCUGAGUGACGAAUCAUGACGAAUAGAGCUUACGCUAAAAACAAUGGAGGUGGACUUCUGUGUAGUAUUCUGUGUCUUAGGUUUCCAUUCAGUUUAGAUAGCUUCGCUGCCUCCCCAUGAUUUUUGAAUGACGUCAUGAAUCCCAUGACGUCAGAAUUCUUAAUUAGUAAUAUUGGUAUUUGUUGUACUCAGGAAAACUACCGAAGAACUACAAUCGCGAGGUUGACCCUGAUCCUGAACGCUGGCUGCCUCGACGAGAAAGAUCGUAUUACAAAGGCAAAAGGCAAAAAAAGGCAGCUGCAAUAGGUAUGAAUUUAACCGUAGGGCUAUAAAUGCUGCAAUGUAAAUGGAAACAAUAUACACGCCUGCUAUAGGGAUGAGGCGAAAUAAAAACAUAGGAAAGAUGAAAAUAUCCGGCACAGAUCCAGUGGCGAAGCUAACCAUGCCAACACGUCAUGUAAAUGUUUAAUGAUUUUCAUUAUUCAAAUCUUUAGAAGUGUAUUGUCUUGAAUCCAUUUCGAUGCAGGUUUAUUAACACAGCAUGACCAGUUGCCAUGACUAGCUUGGCCACUGUACAAAUAAUUUGCCUUUCAACGCACCUAGGAAUAAUUUAUUCAAAAAGGCGCUGAUAUUUUGGACGCAACAUUUAACUGGACGUAAUUUGAACGUAGCAUUUAACGUUGUGUCGGAAGGAUACUCCUGACAACCGUAACUCAACUACUGGCAUUAUUUUGUUUUCAGGCAAGGGCACACAAGGAGCUACUGCCUCGCAGGAAUCGUAAGUAUAUAUUAAUCUGUACUUCCAUUGUAUAAUUUAUGCUUGAUACAUAACUUAAUUCGCUGUCAAAGGUAUACCUCUAGUUACAUAGUGCAUCAUUACGCAUGGCAUUAUUCAUCAGCAGUGAUGGUGUCAUUGUAGUGAGGCAUAUGCACGCAUUCCCUAACCCAUUUAAACGUUGCAAACUCUGCAGUAAGAAUGAGGUCCGCUUAUAUAUGAGCAUUGCUUUCAUAUAUGUAUUUCUAGCGUGCAUUUCUCUGAUUUCUAGGCCAUCAUCCCGUGCAGCAUCCAGUCCGAAAGCGACCUCACCUCCUGGAACCCCAGGUGGAACUUCCGGUUCAUCAACGGCCGGGGUUGUGCCCCCUCGACAACAACAACCCCAAGCAAGCAAGAAGAAACAACGACCGAAGAAAAAAAAAGGUGGUUGGUAACUACCUUCGUAGAGGUAACAAUAUCGUAGAGGUAACAAUAUCGUAGAGGUAACACAUGAUAUUUUGAGGUGAACUCUCCUAAAUGAAAAAGUAAUGUGAAAUAUGAGUAAUAUCAAUUAUGAGAAAGUAAUAUCAAAGUAAGCAUGUGACCUAUAUAUAGGUGACCUGUUUACCAAAAUAAAUAAAUAAAAGGAGAAAAGAAUGAUGUUUAUAUGAUCGUCUAGGCGUGGGCGUAGGCCAUACGUUAAGCCACAUAUUACAUGGAAUUUAAGGCUAAAAAGUUUUAAAAAAUUGGCAACCUAACCCCCCCAUUAUUUCGUGUCCGCCACUGAUGCAUGUUUUAACUAAGUGCCAGUGUGUAAGAUACAGUAACGUUAGGUUUUCUAACGUUCUAAAUAUAUCAUCAUGAAAGGAUCCCCUGACAAGUUUUCUAAAUAAGAAAUAAUAACAUUACCUAUUAAUUAAUCGCAAAAUAUAUUUCUCAU